AGCAUAACCAUACACACAGAUGUCAGAUACUCAUGACUGAUUUUAGACCGGAUUUUAAAAAAAUACAUUUGCGAUGCAAUGUUGUUUGCUGUUUUAACGUCUUUUAUCUCAGGAAUUGUAUUUAUUCUGUUAGUGGAACUUAUUUUGAUUUAUCAAUGGUGGAUACGUAAGCCGAAGGAAGAUCUUUCACAUCAAGUAAUCAGAUCAAAAGUUAAAAAUCCAGAGGAUCUGCAGAAAUUUUUUAAAAAGCUCUCAGAGUUACCAGAAGAGGAUAUUAGAGAACGAUUGAGAACACCAGAGACAUGUGUAUGUUUAAACGUAAUAUUUGCCUUUUUAUGGAAGGAAUGGAGAGACUCACUCGAAAUGAAACGAAUUUUUGUAACGAAAUUGACAAGAGAAUUUAAUGAUCUUAUUGGCUCAAAAGCUGCAAAAGGGAUUAUUGAGGAAAUCAAUGUUAAGAGUUAUAGCCUUGGAGAAUCAUUACCAAUUAUUAAAGAUGCUGCAUUAAUAAACAUCAAAUCUCAAAGUGCCGAGGAUGUUCCUGAUGAAAUUGACAUUGCACUCAACAUCACAUAUUCUGGAGGGUUCUACGUCAGUGCCGAUUUCGCUCUAGCCUUAAGUAAAUCAGUUUAUUUAUCUAUUAAAGUUGUCAAAAUAUCAGGAAAAGUUAAACUUAGUUUUCGCAGACAUCCUACGUCGCGUUGGUCAUUCUCAUUUUACGAGGAACCUGAACCGACGAUCGAGCUUGAUGUUGAGUCUCGACUUGAUGGCAAAAACUUUCAACAACUUAAUACACUUAUUGUUAGACAUUUUAAAAAAGUAAUUCGUAAAAAGUAUAUUCUACCCAAUUAUAUCAUUCUUUAUAAGCCAUUUCUUCGAGCAAAAAUCCCUCAAGAUGAACAAAACGGACUAUACGUUCAUAACUCGCAAGUGACUGUUGGCUCAGUGGCAGUACAAGUCAUUGGUUGUAGUCGACUCCCGUUGAAAAAGAAAAACAUCGGUAACAGCUGGGUAUUCUGUAGUCUGACUGUCGAUUCAAUACCUUUUGCAGAACGAAGGAAUGACGAUCCUUCGCUAUGGCCCAUCACUGAGUGUGAAGUAGUUCGAAGUAAUGAGCGAAAAAUCGGCCUGACAUUUCGCGAAGUGUCUUGUAAUGAUGGCGAUAACAACCAGAAGAAAAUUGUAAUCGACAGUAUUGAUCAAGAGACUCCAGUUGGUUAUAGUUCCCUAAAGGAAGGUGAUAUUAUAUUAGAAAUCAAUGGAAUGCCUGUUGGGGAUGCUAAACAAGUUUCAAAGCUUAUUCGAGGAUCGGGUAGAAGGCUUUCUAUUAUGGUGAAACGGCCACCAUCGUACAUGCCAAUCACGAAGACUCGAGAACUUUCACGAAACAUUGAUGUGGGCACAGCCUCGUUAACUGAAGAAAAUGCUUCUUCUGAGAUUGACGACGCUGAUGCGUUCCAAGAUGAAUUGAUCAACAUUGUGAUGCCGUUAAUUCAGAAUGGUCCAGAUGACAAUAAUUCUUUCAACGGUAAAGGGGAUGAUACCUUAUCAACUGCGAGCCUAUUAUUAAGUAAAAAUGAACAUGAAAAAAAAUCUGGAAGGUCCAACGCAGAAGUUAGCCAAUCAAAUGCUUUUAUACUUGAGAAGACUCAACAAAAAAAUGGGGAUAGUGAGGAAACAUUUGGUGAUGAUUAUGAGAAAGCAUCAAAUCAUUCUGGGAAAAAAACUAAAACUGUCAGGUCGUGCAAGAAUCCGCAGUGGAAUGAAACAUUUGAACUUCGAGUUGAAGAAGAACACAAAUAUAUAAAUCUUCUUGUCUGGUACCGUAUUCGAAUUGAGUCUGCCAAAGAAGACGACAACACAGAACAGCAGACAAAAGACAUACUUUUGGGAUAUGUUACUAUCCCAUUGACAGAUAUUGCUGUUCAUUGUCUGGAAACUGGAGAUCGAUAUCACCAACAGGAAUAUGUACUGGUAUCAACAGCGUAUGACAAGGUUUUAGCAAGUCUUUCACACCUCAGUGGUCAUCCUGGUCUGAACAGAGUUGCUUGCGGGGGUGAUAUCACAUUGGCUUUCACGUACAAACCCUCAUUUGGUAAUGACGAAGAAUCAUCAGUCAAAACUAAAGUUCUUACAUCAGAAAAGAUUGAUAAGGAAUUGUCAGGGUCCUCUGAUCACCUAGAAAUUUUAAAUCUUGAAGUAACAAAACACAAUUUCGGAGAUACCCAGUUUUAUUAUCCAACCAAGUGCGACUUCUGCACUAAAAAGAUCUGGACAAAAUCUGCAUAUCAGUGUUGUAUAUGCGGUAUGCCGUGUCAUAAAAAAUGUUUGCAACGAGCGAAAACGUACACAAGGUGUUACAGAAACAGUCAGCAUUCAGAGUCUGCAAGCAAGCAAGAUGAAACCGAUUCUAAUUUGGACAAAACUCAGCUUGAUGUAAAAACGUUGAAGGAUCACGGAACUCGUCCAUCAGAAAUAAGUCAAUUAACCUCAAUGAAGGACGCUAGUUCGACUGCCAAAAAGAUAGAAAUGAUCGGUAAAGAGCUGUACUCGGAACUUCCUGCGAAAACUAGAAAAAUGAAAUUUGACGAAAUGAUCAACAGUCUUCAAAAAGAGAUUGAUGAAGAAAACGAGACGAGGAUAAAACUCUAUGCAAUGAAGAAACUAUCUAAACCUCCAUAUCCCCAUUCAAGGAUUGACCAACAAAUUACUAAAUCUGAACAGAAGAGUGAAUCUUUGAAAUUCCUAAUGCUCCAGUAUUGUUCCGGAUUAGAGAGCUGUGAGACGGACAUAUAGUCAUACUUGUUUUUGACGAUUUUGUAAAUAGAAAACCCUUAUAAUUACAUACAUACCCAUCACAAAGACCAAACUAGAUAAUUUUAGGUCUGGUUUCUAUUAAGUCUACACUAAAAUUAUUCUCAGAAAUAAAGUAAAAUAAUUAUUCAAGUUCCAUUGUUUAAUUCUUGUUGAAUUGAGCGAAGCAAUCGUUUCUGCCUGCGAAUCCUUGGAUCAAGGAAUAAUGCAAAAGCCUUUUGAUGCCAUGAACUCUAGAGCACAUAUAGGCGCAUUCAGGCUCAAGGACACGUUUUUCCUGAUGAGUAAAAUUAGUUAAUCUUUAUGUACAUGUAAAAGAUGGGUAUUAAUUUAGCAAGAAUAAAAACAA
This is a messenger RNA of Dendronephthya gigantea, 3163 nucleotides long. RefSeq names its product PDZ domain-containing protein 8-like. The record is from RefSeq and is a predicted model, not a curated record. Gene Ontology annotation, cellular component: mitochondria-associated endoplasmic reticulum membrane contact site. Gene Ontology annotation, molecular function: protein binding; lipid binding. NCBI's taxonomy places the organism in Eukaryota, Metazoa, Cnidaria, Anthozoa, Malacalcyonacea, Nephtheidae. Bases 79 to 2796 code for a protein of 905 amino acids. The transcript is spliced from 19 exons. Gene Ontology annotation, biological process: mitochondrial calcium ion homeostasis.